GGGCGUGACUUCCGCCUUCCCAUCACCCCCCACGGCCGCCAGGCCCCGGUGUCCCCAAACCCGGAAACUCCAAACAAAAAAAAUCCCCAAAAAUCCCCAAAAUCGCCCCAAAAAUUCCCGAAUUUUCCCCAAAAUCCCCUCAGGGGACCCCCCCGCGGCCGCCAUGACUUUGUUUCACUUCGGGAAUUGCUUCGCGCUGGCGUAUUUCCCUUAUUUCAUCACCUACAAGUGCAGCGGCCUGUCCGAGUACAGCGCGUUCUGGCGCUGCGUCCAGGCUGGAGCCACCUACGUACUGGUGCAACUGGGAAAGAUGUUGUUCUUGGCCACGUUUUUCCCCACCUGGGAGGGACCCUCGGGCGGCUUCGACCUGGUGGGGGAAUUCCUGCGAGCCACGGUGGACGCCGCCGACCUGGGGGGGCUGCAGCUGGCGCUGGGCCGGGGCGGGGGCCGGGGGGAGCUCCGGAUCCUGGUGGCCGCUCUGGGCUGGGCCAGUGCUGAGCUACUGACAGCCAGGUGUGUCCCGCUCUGGGUGGGGGCGCGGGGGGUGGAGUUCGACUGGAGACACCUCCAGAUGGGGCUGGACUCCAACAUCAGCCUGGUGCGCCACGUCGCCGCCGCCGCUCUGCUCUGGGCCUCGGGGCGCCACGACCUCCCCUCCCCCCUGCGGCUGCCCCUGGGCGGGCUCCUGGUGGCCGCGGCCUACGAGGGCUUCCUGAUUGGGUGGGCGGGGCAGGUGCUGGGCCUGGGGCCCUGGGGGGCGCUGGGGCUGCGGGCGCUGGGGGCGGCGGCGCUGGGGCUGGGGGCC
Molecule: messenger RNA, 805 nt
Organism: Catharus ustulatus (Swainson's thrush)
Lineage: Eukaryota; Metazoa; Chordata; Aves; Passeriformes; Turdidae
Gene: TMEM147
Product: transmembrane protein 147
Exons: 7
Source: RefSeq, a predicted model, not a curated record